AUGCCCUGGUCGGAACGAUCGAAGCUGGCAUUGGCAUUCUUCGCCGAUGAAACGGUGGGAGAGCAGACUAUGAGAACCAGAAUUGAACUUUUGGCACAGGAUACUACAACGCACAGGACCGGAUGUAGCCAAAUACAUCCAUCCCGGGCCAGCUGUGCCUUUAAUUGCCAUUCCAAGCUACGCCCCAUUUGCAAAGCACCUUUAAACGGUCGCGUUCGUUCAGAGAGGGCGAAGGUGGUCGCCAUCUGUCAAGCCACUUUCAGCAAAGGCGCCAAGAUGUGA
Messenger RNA from Akanthomyces muscarius, 282 nucleotides. RefSeq lists its product as uncharacterized. Lineage: Eukaryota; Fungi; Ascomycota; Sordariomycetes; Hypocreales; Cordycipitaceae. Bases 1 to 282 code for a protein of 93 amino acids. The record is from RefSeq and is a predicted model, not a curated record. The transcript has 4 exons.